Messenger RNA from Rotaria sordida, 2077 nucleotides. NCBI's taxonomy places the organism in Eukaryota, Metazoa, Rotifera, Eurotatoria, Philodinida, Philodinidae. The record is from the annotation of a GenBank genome assembly.
AGGAAAAUAGGCUUACCCGAAUUUCGCCAAUAAGACUUUCGCCAACUAGACAUUCGCCAAUGGCGAAAGUCACCCGAGUAUAUUGGCGAAAGUAAAGUGGAUUUUCGCCAAUUGGCGAAAGUCACCGGGAUACAUUGACGAAAGUACAGUGGACUCUCACCAAUUGAAAAAAGUUCGAUGGACUUUUACUAAUUGUAACAGAAGAAAAUAAAUGUUGGAUAUGAGCGAGGAGAAUGGGUGUCAGCAUCUAUCUUGGUGCUGCCUAUUAACCCACAUGUUACACUGAUGAAUGCACAUCAGACUCUCGCCAAUUGACGAAUGUCCUGGACAUGUAAUGGCGAAAGUAUAGUGGACUUUCGCCAUUGGCGAAUGUCCUGUUGGCGAAAGUCUUAUUGGCGAAAUUCGGGAAUCCCGGAAAAUAGUCCGUCGUCUGCUCUUUCAAAAUUGAUAAAAGUUUUUCCUGAAAAUCUCAUUAUUCCUAGAAACUUUUCACAAUUUCAGGGAACUACUUUUUGAAAAAUCGGCGAUUUUUUGAAAUAUCCAAAAAUCUUUUUCGUUAUCUCAUACGCGCAUUCCAAAUUUCUCUGUAAUGGUUUGCUCUUUUUUGCUUGAAAGAACAUGUCAAAAUGUAGAGCACCACAUCGCCUUUUUUUGAAAUACCCUUUUUCUUGAGUCAACAUGAAGUCAGUGAUAUAAUUUGGUUACCAUGAUUCGAUGAAUUUUUUAGUCAUUGAACUUGUGAUCUUUAUUUUCGAUUAAAAAGGAGAUAUUUCAAAACAAGGGCGACCUGGUUACCUGAAUCUUGACACAUUCUUUCCAACAAAAAAUAAUAUUAAUAAAUUGAACGAACCAGUACAGAGAAAUUUCAGUUGCCAAAUUAGCUAUUUUUCGACCUUAUUUGGUUAGUGGAAUAGUUUUGGACUGAAAAUUUUAUCAUAGACUCUACUUAAUGUCUCCAAUGUAUUCUCCGAAUUUCAGUUCGUUCCAACGCUCUUGAGCCGAGAUCAGUUUUUAAAGUAGGAGAAUGGGAUUUUCGUAAGUAAUUAUUAUCUCUCGAAUUCUUUUGCACGAAAAACUUUAGUAAUCAAUGUUUCAAAUGUGUUCUUAGACGAAUAGAAUGAAUUGAUUUAGUCUAUUUAAAAGUUCCAUUAGGAAAAAUAAGAAGAAAGUUUAUCAUCUAUAGACAAAAGAAACUCUUUGAAUCAAUUUCCUUGUGUCUAGAAUCAUAAUAAUAAUAAUAAAGAACUUCUCUUUCUUAGGAUCGAAAUACAUUUCAACGUUUCGAUCGUUUUAAUGCAAAUUAUAAUCCUGUUGGUAAAAUGAUGUUACGAGAAAUUUUUAUGAAAACUGAUAAUUAUAUUGAUGGCCUAUUUUUUGCUGAACUAUUACAAGAAGUUAUUGCUGAUUUAGAAGCGAGUAAAUAUCAACACGCAGAACUUCGUUUGUCAAUUCAAGGUAAAAGUAUUGAUGAAUGGGAGAAAUUAGCUACAUGGUUUUUAAAAAAUAAAAUGCAUUCAACUAAUGUUAGCUAUAUGAUACAAAUACCACGUAUUUAUAAUGUUCAUCAUGCAAAUGGUAAAUUAAAAAAUUUUCAAGAACUUUUAACAAAUCUUUUUCAACCAUUAUUUGAUGCAACUAUCAAUCCUGAAUCACAGCCAGAUUUAUUUCGUUUUAUGCUUCUUUUUACUGGCUUUGAUUCAGUUGAUGAUGAAUCAAAACCUGAAAAAUUACUAAUUGAAAAUAAUAUGGUGUGUCCCGAUCAAUGGGAUACAAAUGAAAAUCCACCUUAUGCCUAUUAUUUAUUUUAUAUGUAUGCAAAUAUUCUUACACUUAAUCAACUUCGAAGAUCACGUGGUUUAAAUACGUAUCAAUUUCGUCCACAUUGUGGUGAAGCUGGUGAUGUAUCACAUCUUACUGCAGCAUAUAUGUUUGCAGAAAAUAUUUCUCAUGGUCUUGUUUUACGUCAAGUAUUUUGUUUUUCUUUACAUAUAUAUACCGAAUGUCCCAAAAUGUUUGCACACUUUUUAUUUGACAUCUAUCUCAACAUAGAUAAAUGAUAAACACCUUGAUUUUUUUU